UUCUCAGGCGGAGUCUGACUGGGGUGUGUGAGCCACAUCUGGAAUAGUAGCUCCAGAGAAAGAAGUCGAGAGAAGCAAAACCUCGCUGAUACUUUCCACAACUCUUCACUUUAGCACUCCCUUUUUCUCGGAAACAAACCUAUUGCUUUGCCUAUUUAUCUAUUUGACAAAAUGCUGCUCAUUCUGCUUGGAGUGCUUAUUUUGCACCUAAUCAUUCUCACUCUUCUCAUCGUGUCGACAGCAGCCAGUGCCUGGUCUGUAGGUGGGGAAAGCAGCACAGAUCUAUGGUACAGCUGCACGACGACUAAUGGAGGCUACCACUGCAAGACAGCCAGCACUGAAGACUGGAUCCAGGCAGUACAAGCCCUCAUGAUCCUGUCCCUGCUAUUCUGCUUCUUCUCCCUCAUUGCGUUCGUGUUUCAGCUGUUCAAACUGGUCAAGGGCGGACGCUUCUUCUUCACUGCCAUCUUCCAGAUCUUGGCAAGUGUGUUUGUGAUGUGCGGGGCGAUCAUCUACACCGUGAUGAGUCCGGAUAAUGAUACCACACAAUUCGGCUACGCCUAUGUGCUGGCCUGGGUGGCUUUCCCUCUCUGUCUCAUCAGCGGCCUCAUUUAUAUCGUCCUGAGGAAGAAAGAAUGAGAGAAGGAGCAGAGGAGAAAAGAGGAGGGGUAGUUACUGUAAGAUACCCCUUACAACAACAUCACACUGUGCCUACUGCCCACAGACCAGACUGACAUCCCACAACAAUACAACAAAAUUGCAUGUGUCACUAAAAAUUGUAAACACAAAAGGGAGACAUUUAUCAUAGCAGGGGAUCUUUUUUGCUGUAUUUCAGUAUCCAUAAUGUUCCCAUCAAAUGCUGAAAAAUAUCACACCUGUUCACAUUGUGAAUUUUAACAAAGUGUCACUACAUGUUUCCCGCGGUGACAGAUUGUCUUCAAACUGUGUUUAUAUAUGUGUUGGCGACAUAUUGACUUUUGUUGCAUGCUGGCACCCACAAAUCGUGUGAUUAUAACAAAGAUGAGUAAUCCUGCCUCGCUUCAGUACAAAGAUGUACAUAGUGUCUGUGGCUUUUAGACAUAUUUAUAACAUUUUUACAUACAUUUUGUACAUAGUGUUGUCAAGUUAACAUUAUCAUGCUCUUUUAUGUGAUAGAAUUUUUUGUCUCUCACAAAUCAUGCAGCUGUGCCAAAGAGAUGUCGCUUAAACUGCAAGAGUAGAGUGUCAAAUGCUUUGAACCACGUGCCUUACUUAGAAUAUCUGUGUUCGUCUUGAAGGAAAUGAUAACACUCCUCAGAAAAAAGAUAACAAUAAGAAGUCUUAAUAAACUCCUGAAGUUUUUCUGAAUUAUAAUUGUACUUGAUAUGCCAAAUAAAAAAAUGAUUUUGCAUUUUGUAAUCUAGUUUUGAAAAAAAAUGGUGCUUUUUUAUACUAUUCUUGAAAUGUAUAGCCUACUUUGUGAUGAAAGUGUGUCAUGUCCUGUGAUUAAUUUGCUUUGUACAAACCCCAGUUUGCAUUUGUGUCAUUAUUCUUCUAAAUAAACCCUUUGGAAUGAA
Messenger RNA from Perca fluviatilis (European perch), 1556 nucleotides. Its product is annotated as peripheral myelin protein 22-like. NCBI's taxonomy places the organism in Eukaryota, Metazoa, Chordata, Actinopteri, Perciformes, Percidae. The transcript has 5 exons. The record is from RefSeq and is a predicted model, not a curated record. Gene Ontology annotation, cellular component: plasma membrane. Bases 172 to 639 code for a protein of 155 amino acids.